GAGAAAGCUUUCUAUAAGGAACGAUGUAGCGAAUGUCUUCGGGCGUUGCUGGCGUGGAAUUACGUUAUCGAAUUGCACGAUCACGAUGCGGCGGAUAAAGCUGCGAAUAAUCAUACUUCAUCUGGGACAUCGAUUGAGAACUUCAAUCCACGACCGUUCGAUUUGUCCACAAUGACACUCGAGAAAGACAUGACCGCAGCAGCCGAGAAAAUGGCCGAGCACUCACAUAACGUUUGGGCUAAAAAGGUAUUCAAUGAUUUGGCAACAAAAGGCGGCAAUAUGCCUAUUCCGCUGGUACCAUGGGAUUUGCUGACAGAUUUUGAACGACGUAAAGAUCGUUUUCGAGCUGCGGAAAUCCUGAAAUUCCUUCAAUAUCACGGCUAUCGCGUUUGCUGAUCAGCGGCAUCGCCACCAAAUCCUACCUAUGAACAUCUCCGUGUACCGAUCGAAACAUUGGAAACUGACUUAUAUAGGUUAACCGUAUCUGAUAUCAAAAACUCGGUAUCCGAACCUAGAAAUGAGUCAUUCACUUGUUACUCUCACGAAAAUGUUCUGCUUGAGAUGAGAUGUAUUCCUCUUAUAUUCCUCAAAAGUUGCUACGAUUGA
Anisakis simplex (herring worm) is the source of this 606-nucleotide messenger RNA. Lineage: Eukaryota; Metazoa; Nematoda; Chromadorea; Rhabditida; Anisakidae. The record is from the annotation of a GenBank genome assembly.